Molecule: messenger RNA, 1027 nt
Organism: Hordeum vulgare subsp. vulgare (domesticated barley)
Lineage: Eukaryota; Viridiplantae; Streptophyta; Magnoliopsida; Poales; Poaceae
Exons: 2
Coding region: 1-807 (268 amino acids)
Source: RefSeq, a predicted model, not a curated record
AUGGUCGCCGCGCGCUUUCGGCAACGGUCAAUGUUGACUGCCGGCCCAACUGGAAACAGCGGCACUGCACUGCACGGCUCCCAAAUGUAUGUGCAGCGCACGCUCAAACGCAAAAUGCACGAAAAGUACAGACCCAACCACUCGAAGUUAGACCAAAGACACGUCGUCCUUGCACUCACUCUUCCAGCCAGCCAUGCCGCUGCACAGCACAUCAGCACCCGUCCCGCUCCCGCGCCAGCCCUCUCCGAGACAAUCUCCCCCGAUCCCAACCUCCUCCUCCUCCUCCUCUCUCCAAUCUCAUGUGCGCCAGCCAACAGGGGAUGCGACCAUGGUCAGCUUCCAGCUCACUCCCCGCCUCCAGCUCGGCCCACGGCCUAUAUAUUCACUCACCCGCACCCACUCUCCACUAACCCUUUCCUGCUCUGCUCCGCUCCUCACAUCUCCAGCUCACACAACUCCGGAGAGCCAACACCACACACAGAGUCAGUGAGGGCUGCAAUGGCGAGGCGCGCCUUCUUGUCCCAGCCGAGGCUGGUUCUGCUUCUGGCGGUUCUUGCCGACGUGGUCGCCAUGGCGAUGGCCAGGCAGCUGCUGGGCGCCGCAGCGGACACGCCGACGCCGCUGCCGGCGGAGGGGCCGGACGCCGCGGCGCGGCCUGGCGGCGGGAAGCACGACCGGUCCAUCGCCGGCGCCGAGGUGAUCCUCGCCGGGUUCGCCGCGGCCAUCAUGGCCGUCAUCUUCCUCUACAUCCGGGUCACCAGGAAGAGCAACGACAGGGCCGCAGCCGGGAUGGCGGGGAAGGCCUAGUACAAGAGCUCAGACGGUACUGCUGUCUCUUUGCGUUUUGGGUUCUUGGGAUUCAGAGAGACUUGUAAAGAAGAUGGGAUGGUCGGUAGAGUUUAGUUUAGAUCGAGCACUCCACAUGUGUGCGUGUGUGUCACCGUGGUGAUUAAACUGGAAAUCUGUAGCCUGUCUUGUACAUGUAUGCGUGGAGAACUUGGGAUUUGAGAAUGAGAUUUUGGAUAAA